GUGUGCAGUGGAGAGACCUAACAAACAAAUGGUGGUGGCAAUGGCAAUGGCAAUGGCAAUGGCAUGUGGAGCUUCAUCAUCAGUGUGUCGGCCGUGGGCCCAACCACACUGUUGAGCGACAUGCCGCUGUGGGCCCUUCUUCUUCCUCCUCCUCCUCCUUCUCCAUCUCCAGUUUAAUUAAUUAAUUAAUCGGUCGAGGAGGAGCGUGGAUGAGGCUGGAGUAUCUUUCCCAGCGUGCAAGCCACAUAACAGACAGCACCGCAGCCUUCCCCUCCUCACGUACACACCCUCAUCAUUCCCACACCCUCCCCCCUCUCCCUCUCUCUCUUUCUCAUCUCCACCGGCUCACUUCACCUCUCACCCCUUUCCUUUCCUUUCCUUACUUGCCUCUUCCUCGUCUCUAGCUAGCUCCUCUCUCAGCAGUCAGCACCACCACCAUCGCCUUCUGCAUGCAUGGAACUUUCUUCUGCUCACAAACUCCAGUUCUUGUCGGCAGCCUGAUCAUCACAGAGCCAAACACGUCACCCGUUUGUCAUAGAUCUCUUGCAGAUCGUUUGAUCACCGACCUAGCUACUGCUAUAGAAACUGAAUUCAGAGCAGCCAUUAAUUGGACAUCAUCAGUCGCAAGGAAUGGUGUUAAACCCCAAGAACCAACAACAACAACAACAACAAGCACAAGGGCAAGAAAAGAAGGCAAGGCCUCAGCCAGAGCAAGCUCUCAAGUGCCCUCGGUGCGCCUCCACCAACACCAAGUUCUGCUACUACAACAACUACAGUCUCUCGCAGCCGCGAUACUUCUGCAAGAGUUGCAGGAGGUACUGGACCCAAGGGGGCUCCCUUAGGAAUGUCCCCGUCGGAGGUGGCUGCCGGAAGAACAAAAAAUCAUCGUCGUCGUCGGCAUCGGCAGCAGCAUCCUCCACAAAAAUCAACAAGCCAUCAUCUGACCUCGACAACAACAGUACUACUGCCAACCUGCUAGCCAACUCCUUCCCUCCACUCCCCUCAAUUCCUCACCUCUCCGACGACCUGACCUUAGCCUUUGCUGCUGGCCUUCACAGGCAACCACAUGACAAUAAUGGCUUUCUUCUAGGGCAUAAUGCAGUUAAUAAUAUCAUCCCUUCCGCAAACCCUAGCUUUCUCGACAUAUUGAGGAGCACUACUACUGCUGCCUCCUCUGUUAAUGAUCAUCAUAAUCUGAAUACUAUUCCAAACGCUGAGGAUUUGAGCAACCUGUACUACGGUUCAGAAGAGGGGUUCUUGUCCUUCGACGGAGAUCUGCAACCAAGAAGAGUGCAAGGCGGCCAUGAAGUAGGGGCAUGCAGCAAGGACAUGGAGGAAGGUGGGGGUGGGGAUCAGACCAAGGCAGCGAUGGGGGGACUAAAUUCAUGGCAUGGACUCGUCAUGAAUGGAAGCUCCUUCAUGGGGGCUGCAAGGAUGGACAUGCCCACCUCCACACUUGGAGAUGCUUACACUUUCUUCUAAAAACUACUGAAAACUUAAAAGGUUCUUUUCUUUUCUUUUCUUUUUAUUUCUUCUUUUCUUUUGGUCACAUGGCCUUCUUGUGUUCUACUGGAGAGUCUAAUCGAAUUAAAAAUUGAAUGACAAGACUUGUUAGUAUUUAAAAUA
Zingiber officinale is the source of this 1626-nucleotide messenger RNA. Its product is annotated as dof zinc finger protein DOF1.8-like. Gene Ontology annotation, biological process: regulation of DNA-templated transcription. Bases 631 to 1482 code for a protein of 283 amino acids. Gene Ontology annotation, molecular function: DNA binding; DNA-binding transcription factor activity. The transcript has 3 exons. NCBI's taxonomy places the organism in Eukaryota, Viridiplantae, Streptophyta, Magnoliopsida, Zingiberales, Zingiberaceae. The record is from RefSeq and is a predicted model, not a curated record.